CCGACGGCGCGUCCGAGGAGCUGCCGCACGGAUUCGCCGCCGCGAUUCGGCUUCUUCGAGCGGCCAGCAUCGCGCGGAGGCCUCGCGAAUCCGCGCGUCUGGGUGCGGCGCUUUGCUUCCACGUGCUUACGAGGCGUCACCGGCGAUCCCAACGCCAAGGAUCAUCCAUAGUUAGUUUUGUAUAUUAUUAUCUCUUAACUCUGAAGCUGCUCCAAUGGAAGUUGAGCUGCCACACAUCCAUAAAGCUACUUCAAGUGAUUAUUUGGGCUUAGCCAGCAGCCAGUAUCCGUCUGGUAAAUUCCCUAAGGUCUCAGUUGGUAUCACGAUCCCAAGGGCAGGUUCUAUAUCAAGAGGCAAAGAUGCUACCCCUGCAUUUGAUAGGAACUUGUCUCAGGUUACUGAUGGAAUAUCCAGACCACCUAAGGAUGAUAAUGCUUCAAUUCGGGUCUCACAAGAAGCUGCAAAGAAGGAUGGAUCCGCUAAAGGGGUGCCUGAAGCUGGCUCUGUUAUGAAGGUUUCUGUAUCACAACCUGAUGAUAAUACAUGUGAGCAAACUGGGACCUUUUCUUUUGGAACAAGAAGAGAACAAGGCAGCAGCCUCGAUAAAUUGGAGACGCCAGAAUUUAUAAGUUCCCAACAGAAGCGGAACUUGGAAUCUGCAGAUAAAAUCAAGCCCAAUAGUGAGAUGCUCAGGAUGAAGCUGUGGGAGAUCCUUGGUGGCACUUCACAAAACAAGCAGGCUGUUGCUUCACCAAACCCUGACGACUUCAAGACACCUAAUCAACCUAAAAGUCAAACCGUCAAAGCACCAUCUUCAGGGAACAAGGAAGUUUUCACUUCGCCUUUUCCUGAUAACAUCAAGACACCAGAUCCACUCAAUCGUCAAACGGUGAACUUUACAAAGUGUAAACUGUCCCUUGAUCCAAUUGAGUCAGAUUCUGAUAGUCCAAAAGUUGUUGAAAUAAGACCUGUUACUCGCUCCUUGGGACGCAAGAAAGAACCAGCAGCCUCCAAACAGCAGAGUUUCAGUGCAAAGAAACCAUUAUCUACUUUUCGCUCUACACCUAAGAAGAAAGUGCUGGACAAUGUGUUUACCUUCAAUGAGAAAUGCACUCCUAAAACAGUGGUAAAACAUGCAAUUGGUGGCUCUGGCAGCUUAAGAAAUCUCAGAAGCUCAAAUAGGAAAGCUAAAGUUGAGGCUCAGAAGAUACAUUAUUCAGAUAGAAUCUCUGAUAAGACCAUGCAGGAUGACAAGGAAGGAAAGCUAUCUUCUAGAAACACACCAUCUGAUAACAAGAUAGAGAAGGCUACAUCUUUUUCUUCUUUGUCCCGACCUGGAAAGACUGCUGAGAGCUGUUCUCGAAGCCCUAAAAGGGGGAGGAAAGUGAAUGUGAUGGCUAAGGUUGGGCCCCGGAAGAUGCAGUUUUCAGAAAAUUUAUUGGCGAAGACACAGAAUGAUGAACAAACUAAGCUCUAUUCUCCUCACAAGGUAUCAUUGAAGAGCAAGGAAAAUGAUUCUUCUACAUCGCCACCGGAAGAUUCAGACAGAAGCCCUCAUGGACAUAAAGCAGCAGAAAAUAAUUUCAAUUCUCCACCAUCUGAGGCUGCUAACCCAUCUCCUGAACCUAAAAUAUACCCAUGGGAUCAUGAUGUGAGUCCUGAGAUAACUGGUAAAUUUGGGCAGAAGGUUGCUAGUACAUGGACAGACAGAUUCAGAGACAUGCCAGAUGAUCAUCCAAGCCCUACUCUUGCACCUAAUGUAAACACAUCCCCGCAAAUAAAUAAAGGGCUAGAUGGUGACCUAUACACUUCCAAGUACCCCAAAAGUAUGGACUGGUCCAGAUCAAGUUCCCUUGCCUCGGAUCCAGAAUCUGAGCCACCGGAUGAAAUGGAUAAAACCACUGAGUUACCUGGUAGUGAAUCUCCUGCUUCUUCAGAAGAAAGAGAAAACAGUAAACAACCAUCUCUUUCAUCCCCUUCUCCAACUGAAGAUGAAGGGACUAAAAGUUCCAAGCAAAGCUUUGCAAAAGGAUAUAAAUCUCACAAAUGGCUUUCAGAUAUUGAUGGCUCGGAUAAAUCUCCUCUUGAGCAUGUGGGUAGGAAAUCACAUCUAAAAGAGGACAGAAUGAGCAAAAGACGCUUAUCUUCUGGAACACAAGAAACUAUAAUAUCAGAGAAAGAACAAGAACAAUGCCCAGAAAACUACCUUACAAGGGCUUUUGAUCAAUUGAUAGUGGUGCUGGGAAGGUUCCAAACUAAGAUCAAGUCUGAAACAAGCAAGAAAAGUUCUGAGAUACUUUCAGCUACUGGGGAGAUAAUAAGGCAGCACCUUGAAGGGGUUGAGGUGCAGAUGCAGGCUGAUGUGGACAAACUGGUCAAUGUAGGCAAGUCUAAAAGGAAACGCCUAGAGUCAACAUUUGAAGAGCAACAAGAAAAUUUAAGGAUUCUUCAUGAGAAGUUCAAGGAGGAGGUUAACAAGCAGCUGCUGGAUUGCAAGAAUUCUCUUGAGGAUUUUGAAUCCUACCAUGCAGAACUUAAGGGAGUAGCUGACAAGCAAAAAUUGUCCCACAAGAAGCUCAUAGUAAAUGCUGAGAAAUCAAUCGGUGCUCAGCUCAAUGAUGCAGAAGUCAAAAUUGCCGAGGUUCAGAAGAGAGCACGGAAGAGGAUGAACGGCCUGAAAUAUGUGCUCAAGGAGCUGAUUGCAGAAACUGCAGAUUGACUGAUCGACCAUGUUCACUCACUCUAUUCUAGUACAUAUCACAGGUGCAAAGAUUAGGAUACACAGGAUGCACAUUGCAAACAUGUCUAUGGUUCCAUUUACAAGGGGUACAAGACAAUCCUGAUGCACAUAGGUUUUGUUAGAAACAGAACUUUGCAGACAUUUUUACUUCCAGGUAUCCAUAAUGUCAUUUUCUAGGUCCUACCUUCGUUUAGGUUUUUUCGCUACCUGGUCGACGUGCACUGCUGUGUAUUGGUUGUAGUAUUUGUCUAUUUCGCAUGAGUAGCUAACUUACUAUCCGGAAAACCACAAUACCUAGCGUCUCUAGCGUCGUGUGGCACGUGAACUAGGAUGCAGUUCCGUGGACUGUCGUGCUUCAUUCUUCCCAAACAUGUUGCGUGUUGGAAUAUUGAUGCUGUAAUGCAGAUAUGCAGUGAAUUUAUUUUGGAUUUGA
Molecule: messenger RNA, 3173 nt
Organism: Panicum hallii
Lineage: Eukaryota; Viridiplantae; Streptophyta; Magnoliopsida; Poales; Poaceae
Product: meiosis-specific protein PAIR3
Exons: 11
Coding region: 215-2719 (834 amino acids)
Biological process (GO): meiotic cell cycle
Source: RefSeq, a predicted model, not a curated record